AUGGAAUCAUUAAAAUCUCCAUACUCUGUGGGACUUUUUCCAACGCUUUACCAACGUCGAAUCUUUCCAACUUCGAAACCUCAACAAAAUGGUGAUAUAAUCACGCCACUUCACGUUUCGGUUUUUUUAAAUCACCCCGAAUUUAUAGAAAGUUUAAUAAAUGAUUAUAGUAUCAAUGUUAAUUCCCAAGACUCGUUUGGCAACACACCACUCAUUUUAGCAGCUCAAGUUGGUAACAUGGAAACGACAAAAAUCUUGAUGUCACACACACCAUCAAAUUCGCUGACAAAUCAAUAUGGACAAACGCCCAUUCUCGUAGCUCUUCGAUUCAAUCAUCCGGAGAUUGCGCUUGAGAUUGUCAAAUCAAUAAAAAAUGCAUUUCAAAUCUUGAAUACUCCAGACAACUGUGGGUACACCGUAUUACACUACGCAGCUUUCUGUAACGACGAGAAAGUUCUUUCCGCGAUCGAACAAAUUUGUUUUGUUGAUGACAUCAUUGAGAAUUCCAUCAACCCGACAUGCUCGACUCCGCUCCAUAUCGCUGCUCUGAAUGGUUCGUACGUGACUUUAAAAUGGUUACUCACCAAAGGCGCCAAUCCAAAUGCGGAGAAUUGUAUGGGGCAGAGUCCAUUGUUGCUUGCUAUCAAACACAAACACAUUGAAUGUAUCAAUUUGUUAAUAGAAAAGACUCUCUUAAACGUGCCAGAUAAUUACGGACAAUUGGCACUUCACUAUGCUGCUGCUGUCGGAUGUCCCGUUGAUAUUAUACAGAAACUCUGUGACAAGUACCCCGAUGCUUUGAAUAAAAUGGACGCAAAUGGAAACUACCCUUUCCACCAUGCAGUGAAGUCUAACACCCUCGUACUCCUCCAAUUCUUCUUUAAAGAUGGGAAGUUACUUAAAAAGAGAAACUCGAAUGGGCUCACCCCUAUUAUGUUGGCUGUCGCUUGUGGGGCUACGACUUCAUUUGCAUUCUUAAUAAGACUCGGAGAUGAUACAUACGGAAGAUCACUCAGUGGGACGUCUGUGUUCAUGUUGGCGUGCGCUUACAAUCAACUGGAAAUAGCAAGGGCUCUCUUCCAAGAAGACCCUUCUGUCAUUUCAGAUGUCGACAAUAACGGAAAUACAGCAGCUCAUUAUGCUGUGCAGAACAAUCGUGUUGAAGUCCUCAAGUGGAUCAAAAGCAUUGCUUGCGAAAUUGUGAAAAAGCCAAAUGUCGUAGGAGAGACACCACUCCACAUCGCGUGUUUGUGUGGGUACCAACAAAUCACCGAAAUAUUGUUGGUCUUUGGGUUGACUAUGACAGAUACGACGACGAUGGGAAGGACUCCCUUCCAUUAUUGUGUCCUCGGAGGCCAUUUGCAAUUGGUCAAGUUGUUACGACGCAACGCGGAGACCGGGUGCUUUGUAGGAGAUAAGAACAAACUGACACCGUUACACUACUGUUGCUUGUAUGGGAUGGUUCAUCUGAUGGACGAUUUACUCUCUGCGUGUCCUGUUCUUUUAAAUAGUCGAGACGGCUGCGGAAGGACACCACUUCAUGUUGCUGUUGUUAUGAAUGAUGCAUUGAGUGUUAAAAAGUUGUUAGAACAUGGUGCUGAUACGACACAGAUUGACAUUCGAAAGAUGUCUGCACUUCAGUCGUCGAUCAACCGAGGAUACAUUCAUUGUUAUGAGCUAAUAGCGAAAAAGGAGAGUUACACGACAAUCAAAAAAGUGAAAAUGGUCAACGACUUUUUGCGGGACGAGGAUUACUUCCUCCGAGUAAAAAAAGACGACAUUGUCAAUGUUUUUUGGGAGCAUAAAAAGGGGUGGGCGUUAGGUAUGGCUCGUGGGAAAUAUGGGAUCUUUCCGAUAACGAGGAGUAUUGUAGUUUCACUUGAAAAAGAUGAGCUCGACAAAAUAGCGGAGAUAUUGAUCAACAAAAAGAUGGUGGAAAAAGGAGUUGAUAAGAAGAAUAGGUCGGCAUCUGUGGCGACAAAAGAACCGGAGAAAAAGAAGUUUAAAGCAUACAGCCCAGUCGAACCGACAGAAAUACUUGCGAAUAAACAAAUGCAAGAAGUCAAAAAGAAACAGAAGACAAUAUCUAAGUCUAAGACUCCUAAGGAAUUUUAA
Entamoeba invadens IP1 is the source of this 2115-nucleotide messenger RNA. RefSeq names its product ankyrin repeat domain containing protein, putative. The transcript has a single exon. The record is from RefSeq and is a predicted model, not a curated record. Bases 1 to 2115 code for a protein of 704 amino acids. Gene Ontology annotation, molecular function: protein binding. Lineage: Eukaryota; Evosea; Mastigamoebida; Endamoebidae.